AAUUCAAAGUCAAACAAACCUCAAACAAACAUGCAACCAACUGACACAAGAGGGAAUUAAUUUCUGUCUAGUUAUUAACCAAAAUAAUAAAAAAUUAUUGACAAAAGAAUUAUUAUAUUAUUAUAUUACAUAUAUUUUAUAUAUUCUUUUUGUAAUCGUCCUUCCAAAUGGAGAGAGUUACUUCAUCAAAGUCUCUAGACAAAUUCCACUCUCUCCCGAACAUCCGGUCAAGUUCGCAAAAUGAGUUGGACUUCCGCCGUUUCUACAGCGUGUCGCUCUCUCAUAUCAGAAAGCGUUGUGAAAACAAGGGAUUUGGAGACUAUAACAACUACAAACCAUCGCCUUUUAAUUUACGAUGGGUCCACGGCUACAACCCGAAGGUGGGUGUGAUUAACCUGAACGUCCAAGGCAGCAGCACAGCGUUCUACGCGGCGGGGAACUGCGCCGUGCUCUACAACUGGACUGCUAAUCACAUGAAGAUCCUGCAAGGGCAUAAACACAUAGUGACAUGCAUAUCUUCCGACAGCGAGGGAAAAUGGCUCGUCACGGCAGACUCUGGCCCUGAAAAUGUCAUCAUAAUAUGGGACAGUUCCGACUAUUUCCCACAAAAGACAAUCUUCAAUCCGCACCGGAACGUGAAGUUGGCGAAGGUGGCCAUGAGCGCAGAUGCCAAGUUUCUUCUGACGUUGGGAUAUCAGGAGAGAGCUACGAUUUGUUGGUGGAUUUGGUCUUUCGGCUUGGACGUUCCCCAUGCAUCCUUAGAAGUGGAAAUUCCUAGAGGCGGUGUCGUCGAUAUGGGUUUCAACCCCAGCAAUACUCAACAGUUCUUGCUAAUGACCAAACAUGAUAUAUGGAUUGGUAUCUCUGCUAAAAUAUUCAUAAUGGAACGGGGUCUACUUAAAGAAACAGACGAUUAUGAGCUAAAGGUCCAAGUGCCAAACAAAAAUAUAACACCAGACCACGGCAGGCUAACAUGCUUCACUUUCGUAAAGGAUACCGCCCAGGUUUUGGUGGCUACCAGUCGUGGGUCUGUCCUGGUAUACGGGUAUACCAUAGAGUACAAAAUAAACGUAGAAGACACGAACUAUGAAAAUUUAAAGUUUAUCAAGGUUUUGAAGGUAGAGCAAAGAACGAUUAACGUGAUCAAAAGUAUUGAUGGAGUGAUCGUCACCGGUAACAGUGCCGGCGAGAUUCAUUUCUACGACAACCAGAUGAAGCUACUCUACUGGAUCCACGGCUUCACAGUGGACUCGGUGAAAGGACUCAGUUUCAAUAUUUCCCCAAGGAGUUACAUGAUUUUGGAUCCCAAGUGUAAUAAAAUAUGCCCAUGUUGGGAGAAGGUCGUCAUCGAAGUGGACUCGGAAACGGGCCUGCCGCGACAAAAGCUCAUGAAGCAGGCUUUGCCCACUGACGCCACCGCGAGUGGCAAGCCCCUCCUUGUGAGGGAUUUCAUUGUGUGUACACACAACGAAGGCGUCGGUUUCGUAGAUUUUGUGACGGAGAAGCUCGUCACAAUUCUGGAUAACAAGAUAUCGCACGCUCUGGCGCUAUCAGUACACCCGGAAAAGGUAUGCGUAUGUAUCGGAUACGCCGACGGCACCAUCGAACUGGUCAACUACAUCCAGCACAAGCUCUUCAGAAGAAUCGAUCUAAGGGACUACUACAAGGUGGUCAUACCUCCCCAGGAAGACUCCAUCAAGGGGGAAGUGGAGAUCACUAGGCCUCAGCUUUCUGUCACUUGCCUUAAAUAUUCCCCUUCAGGUAUGCACCUUGCCUGCGGGUUGGACACAGGCCAGCUGAUAUUUCUCCACCCCACAACCCUCAACAUCCUGACAGAGAAGCCCCAUCAAGACUCCUUGUACGCCAUCAUUCAGUUCGCCUACAGCUGUGACUCCAUGACUCUAGCUUUAGCUGAUAAAAACAGAACCGUUUGCGUUUACAAGUUCGAUUGUGAAACUUUCAAGUGGAGGUUUGUGGGCAAGCACAGGGCUCACUACAAGGACAUUACCUCCGUCUUCUUCCUGCCCACCAAGAAUGAUGACGGAGACUACAAGCUUCUUUCCAUUGGAGCUGAUAGAAUCAUGGUGGAGUAUGAUAUUGGUGCAAGUAGUGAGGAAUGUCUGGAAGUCCUGAGCUUGGAUAGAGUGGAUCAGAGCGCUGUGCCACUGUGCGGGAUCCCCUGGGCGAACGAUACUAACUUGGACCCUGAAACGCAUCGCAAUGACCUGCCUAUGAUUCUCAUUGCCAAUGAUGAGUACAAGUACAAAAUCGUGAACUACGCGACGACAAUGACCUUAUCAACAGUCCUAGGCCCUAGAUACGAGCACCCUGUAUGUCGCGUACAGCUGGUCACGAGGGCGAAGGGGGAAGAAGAGGCACAGUACCUGCUGUUUGCCACGAAGAACAUCAUCGGCUUGCAGAAGAUGCCGCUCGACGGCAAUCCCUGGAAACAUACUGCGUUGCUUGCCCAUCCUGUUCAGAUAUUGGAGAUGUGUUAUCGUGAAGAUAGUGGAACGUUAUUCAAAAUCGGCGCGAAAGAUAACUGCAUGUAUCAGUGGGCAGCCAAUUACAGGUCAGUGGAUACCACCACAAAGUUGGGUGGAGGUGAUUUGGAUCCUUACUACUGUUUGAUAGAGAAUGGGCGUCCCGGUUGGCUGUUCCAUGAGAUCCGAGACCUGUUCUACUACAUCCAGAUCCUAUGUCAGGGCACUUUCUCACCAGCUAUGAGGCAGGUCAAGGACUACAUACCUGUUGACUCGUUGCCUGAUUUGAUGAGAGCUUUGGGGUAUUUUCCUUCUGAGUAUGAGGUAGAAAACCUGGUGGUGGAAGCGAAGUACAAAGUCUACCAACGUUCCCCCAGUUCUGAGAUAGACUUUGAGGAGUUCGUGAAGCUGUACCUCAACCACCGGCCGGCGCUCGGGGACAACUUCCGGAAGAUCAAGAACGCGUUCCGGCACUUUGCCGCCAUGAAUAACAACAAACUCACCAUCAACCGCCAGGAGUUUAUUGACAUGCUGAGUAAUAAUGGAGAAUGCUUCUCGCGGGAGUUGUCGUGGUACUUGCUGUCAAUCCUUAAUGGUCACAGCUUCGAGGACAGAGCAGCUAUGGUUGAAGGGGACUUUACCUUUUUGCCUGAGGAGAUAACGCUCGAGGAGCUGUCGUCGAACAUCCUGGGCAUUCAGGAGCUGGACGCGCUGUCGGAGCAGUACUCCAACAAGGAGUCGCUGGGCUCGCAGCAGACCGCCUCCUCGGAGUCGGAGGAAGCGAUCAACUUCUAGUUAUAUUACUUUAAUUACUUACCUACUUCAUUUUGUU
This is a messenger RNA of Maniola jurtina (meadow brown), 3315 nucleotides long. RefSeq names its product cilia- and flagella-associated protein 251-like. Gene Ontology annotation, molecular function: protein binding. NCBI's taxonomy places the organism in Eukaryota, Metazoa, Arthropoda, Insecta, Lepidoptera, Nymphalidae. Gene Ontology annotation, cellular component: motile cilium. Bases 168 to 3278 code for a protein of 1036 amino acids. The transcript is spliced from 18 exons. The record is from RefSeq and is a predicted model, not a curated record.